Messenger RNA from Ciona intestinalis (vase tunicate), 721 nucleotides. Its product is annotated as large ribosomal subunit protein eL14. The record is from RefSeq and is a predicted model, not a curated record. Gene Ontology annotation, molecular function: structural constituent of ribosome; RNA binding. Gene Ontology annotation, biological process: translation; ribosomal large subunit biogenesis. Gene Ontology annotation, cellular component: ribosome; cytosolic large ribosomal subunit. NCBI's taxonomy places the organism in Eukaryota, Metazoa, Chordata, Ascidiacea, Phlebobranchia, Cionidae.
GUGCAUAUUAAUGAUAUUUUGCACUGUUAGACAAAACAAUAACAAACCAAAUUUCAACAAAAUUUAGCUAUAAAAACUAUUUGGGCAAAGUCGAAACACUACCAAUGUUUAUACUUUCUAAGUAAUCUGGAAGUGUAUAUUUAGCCUGGCUUUCUUGUUUUCCCGCGUUUUUAUAAUAUUUCUAUAAAGCACCAAUCGCAGUGAAAAUACGCCACCAUGCAAAUCAGUGAAGCGAAUCCGAAAUUUCGCUCUUUUUCGUUGGACGAUCUGCAAGAUGGUGUAUAAGAAGUUUAUUGAAAUUGGUACGGUUGUUUACAUCAACCUAGGGCCCCACGCAGGGAAAUUAGCUGCUAUAGUAAACGUAGUUGACCAAAACCGACUUUUGGUUAACGGGCCAUGCAGCAAAGUGCCGAGAUGCGUCGUUAAUCUGAAGCAGAUCAAGAUCACACAAUUCAGGAUUAAGAUGCCGUUUGGAGCUCGCGCCGGGGUCGUCGCAAAGGCUUGGGAAAAGGCCAAUAUCAACGCUCUGUGGGCCGAGACGAAGUGGGCAAAGAAAAUCGAGUCAAAAGAGAAGAAAGCGUCGCUUUCCGAUUACGACCGUUACAAAUUAAUGAAAAUCCGGCAGAAGAGAAGUAAGAUCAUUGCUGCUGAAGUUCGCCGACUCAAAAAAAGUGCAAAAUCGCAAUAAUGUGAUUGGAUGAAAUAAAAUUCGCACUUUUAA